AUGUCUAUGUCUUCUGUGAUUUUGCCGACCCAAUUCGUUGCUCACUCUUCAAAUCCAAAUCUCCCCUUCACAUCCAAUUUCAUCCAUGUAUCCAAUGCAGCUGCACCAAUCCCAAGCGUCUCGGCAGUCCUGACGUCCUCGGAGAAUACAUUUCCGUCGUCCACGGUCUCAGCCCAUAUCACGGUCAAAAACAUUGGCGAUGCGACUGGAUACUUGCCGUACCUGGAGAUCAUGACGACCCGCGGCCCAGACGACACGUCGUACCCUGCAUUGCCGCUGGCGUACGCCUACUACGACACUGACUCGGAGUCGAUUCCGCUGACCUUCUUCUACAACACGUUCGACGACACCACGCACUGCACGACCAGUCCCAAGAACAGGCUGAGCUCGGGCGACUACGCCUCCAUCUGCACGCCCGACCCCGCAUCGACUGAGUUCUAUGGCUACGAACUCAUAACAAUCGCGCUGCCAUUCGUGUCCCUCGGCCCAAACUCGCAGGACGUGGUCGUGUCGGUGGGCUUCUCGGCGCUGGGAUCACCCGAGCUGCACACUGGCCAGACAUUGACAGUGUACUCGCGCGCCAGUUUUGCGAAUGGAGCCACGCCAGAUCCCUCCGACUUCAGUACUGAUCCGAGCAUUCUUUCGUCCUCGAGCACGGCUGCAGUAACCUGGCCGACCACCCUCUCGGUUACCUUUACUCGGUUUGCCCUCAGCCUGCAAACCUCACGAGAAGAUGCGCCAUCUGGCCCGUCCUUUCCCAUCGAGGUGACUUUGAUCAUCGAUGGUGCGCCAGGCCUCACCAUCACCGAGGCAGACGUGACCUUCCCAAUGUCUACUUUAACGCAAUACAUUGCGGUUACCGCGUUGUCGCCAGCAGACGCCAACCCAGUCAUUGUGCAGGAGCCUUCCAGCACAACCUCCGCUUUAGAGAACGCCUUUCUCCAAGCUACAUAUACGUCGACGUUGGUUGCCACAUCUUCAUCGUAUGAUUAUGUCGCGCAAUACCAGUUUUUCGUUCCACAGUUGGAUGCUUUCGGCAGUCCAGUCAUCAGCGCGACCACGGGCCAAGCACGCAGCUUCCAGGUGAAUGCGACAGUCGCGUUGACGUACGAUGCUGUCACAAUCGUGGGGGGAAAUCCCGUCCUUGCUUCGGAAACAACCACGCAAACCAUCUCUGUGACAUUCACCACCAAGUCGUAUUGGUCGGCCGUGUCCAUCUCGCCAGGUAUUCUGUUGCCUAAGGGUGCGUGCACUAUUGCCCAAUCCUUCCAGAUUUCAGACUACUUUUCGCUCGGCAGCCUGUUCUCCACCCUGACCAUCCCAGACGGCGUCCUUGCCAACACUUCCACCACUGCCACUGUGUCACUUGGUGGAAGCAGCUCAAGCACCAUUUCAUUUGGCGUGCACUACACGAUCGACACUAGCCGAGUUGGCAACGACGCCCUGCCAGCGACUGAUGGUGCCACAGUCUUGAGUCUCAAUCUGACGUGGGCGGUCAGUGCGCUUGGCCUUUCUGCUUCCACGCUGGUUCCGGCGCCGACUUCCGCCCAGGGCAUUCUAGUCGGACCUGUGACUGACGGUCUUUUCAGCCUUCCCUGCCGAGUGCAAGACUUGUACACGGACCGGUUUACACCCACGCAAGCGAUUACGAUGGGCGAUCCGCUCUUUGUGGAUCUGUCGGCCUCUUCAGCGGUCAAGGAUGCAUCCGCUCCGUUGACGGCAUCCACUGGUACGGUGAUUGAGUUGAGCAGUACCAGCGCAGCAAUUGCAAGGGCCCAACUAUUCACGAGUAUCUAUGCGGUCAAUGGCUCGCGCAUCUGCGUGGCCACCAAUGGAUGCGAUGCCACCUCACUUCCUUUGGCUCCCGAACAGCUUGUGAGCGCUGGUGCCAAUGUGACGCUGUUGAUUUCCGUUUCCUUCCCGUCUGCCGACUUCUGGGCUUCCUCGGUCAUCCUUUAUCUAAGCAAUCCGGUUUUUAUCGGGAUCGGUGUCGACCCCGUCCCGGCGUCAUUCUCGCCAGUGAUCUCUGCAGACACACCUCCAGUCAACAUGUUCAAAUUCGCCGCGGACGAAACGCUGUAUCCCGUCACUGGAGCUGUUCCAAACAUCACGGACGCGAGCUGGAACACAAUCACAAUUGGCUUUGGCAGCUUUUCAGAUGUCCAAAAUCGCCCACUCAAGUCAAGCAUUCUUCUGACCUUGACUGUGCUUCCGGUGCCAGUUUUCGACUUGAUGGAACUGACCCAACUUGCGCAAUACCAAGACGGCGCUAUCUCAGCUACUUCUCUGUUAGAAAGCUCCGCCAUUCAAGCAAAACAACCCGAAAUUUCAACCAUCUACUCUGCUGUGGUUGCUGCAUCGUCGGGGGCGGCGGCGAUUUACUCAAAUCCCACCGCGCUGGCUUCCAGUGGAAUUACGUUUGCCCAACCGGGCCAAUCCAACACGGCGGCCUUGCCUUGCAAUCGCUUCAGCUUUUCGGGAGGAGACACGUACGUCACUGACGCCAUGGUGACUGCGCUUGACCAGUUGAGCAUUCUUGGUGGUGUUGGCGGUGGCGAUGUCAUCACCGUGGUCAUGUUUGUGGUCAACUCGGGCAGCGGACGUGCCUACAACGUUUCGUUGCAGGGCAAUAUCGCUACAACGAGUGGUACGUUUACUUAUCUACCAAAUUCGCUGUGCAUCUCGGAUGGUCGUGGCUCGGCUCUCCAGUUUUUGACAGCGCCUUCGGCCGACGGGUCAACGCUCUUUGGCGGAACUACCUCCGUGUUGCUCGACAACCUUCCCGGCUUGCCAGCAUAUGACAAUGGCCUGCUAGGUAGCAACAUUGCCGUCAUCACGUACGACCUUGCCAUUUCGCCCACAGCCGUCUCCGGCACUACCAGCAGCGCGGGGCUGUCCGUUUGCCAGUACCUAUCUGCUACUCUCCCGAGCGCAGAGAAUUAUCUCGAAACCUGCGUGGCCAGCGAUGCGGUCGUGACGUCGGAAACGCCAAUGCUUAUAGCCUUUAACGCCUCGUCUCCGCUCAUCACCUCUGCCUCUGGCGCGUCUGGGUUUGUUGCCAACGCUGCGAGCCCCAUCGUGGCGGUUGGAGAUCAGGUCACGUUCAACCUGACUGCAAGUGUGCCGAGCGGCUCGAUCGGCAGUGUCAAGCUGGCCAUCGCUGCUGGAAUGCCUUCAGUGAGCGCACCGGGCGUGUUUGCCAUCUAUUCGGCCAAGGUUGUGGCGAUCGGAAGUGCCAUUUCCGUGUCAACGCUGGCGGUUGGAGCCGACGGUGUCAUGCAAGAUACCGACGGCAACACGUUCAACGAUACUGCCGUGUUUGACUUUGGCGCGCUGAGCACCUUGGCAUUCCAGCCAUUGGAGGAUCGCGAGAUUAUUGUGCAAGUGCAGGCCAGCGUUCCAUCUGCGGCUACCGUGGGCAAUGUUGCGGGUAGCACGAUCGCGUCGCAGGGCAGAGUGAUCUUUGGCCCCGAUAGCUCGUCAUUAGUCACCGUAAGCUCGACCCCGCUGACUCAUACCGUGGCGGAGCCGAACUUGCAAGUGACGGCAAUAAUUAGCCCAGCGACUGUGCACGCGAGUGAUGACCUUACCUUCACCGCGCUUGUUGCGCACACGAGCACAUCCACCACCUCGGCCUUCCUCCUUGAACUUGCGAACCUUGUGCCAGCUGGAGCUAGUCUCACGCUCGACCCCGAUUCCAUCAUCGUGACCACUCCAGCGUCAGUAUCGGUUCCGGCGACAGUUUCGCGAGCUGCCGACAACUCAACAUUCUCAGUCAUGUUGUCCGAGUUGCCCCUGUACGAGGCGGUCGGUUCGUCGACCAAGUCCAUCAUGAACGUGACGUUCAGUGCCAGGCUGUCGAACCUUGCCACGCCAGGUUCGGCGGUCAACUGGGCCCCUGCCGUGAACUACAGCAGCUCACCUCUGAACUACAGUUCCCCGUCGAUCUUAGCUGGUCGGAACUACUCUGCUGGAGGUGUGGAAUCUGUCACCAUCGCAGCACUGGACCCUUCAGUCGCGGCCACCAGAGCUGCCUCGACUGCGUCCGUUGCAUCGGCGGCCUCGGCUGCUUCAACCAUUUCAGCAUCUGAAGCCUCAGCCGCGUCAGUGGCGUCGACUCAAUCUGCCUCUGCUGCAUCGGUUGCUUCGGAUGCCUCGGUUGCUUCGACCAUUUCAGCAUCUGAAGCCUCAGCCGCGUCGGUGGCGUCGACUCAAUCUGCCUCUGCUGCAUCGGUUGCUUCGGAUGCCUCGGUUGCUUCGACCAUUUCAGCAUCUGAAGCCUCAGCCGCGUCGGUGGCGUCGACUCAAUCUGCCUCUGCUGCAUCGGUUGCUUCGGAUGCCUCGGUUGCUUCGACCAUUUCAGCAUCUGAAGCCUCAGCCGCGUCAGUCGCGUCGACUCAAUCUGCCUCUGCUGCAUCGGUUGCUUCGGAUGCCUCGGUUGCUUCGACCAUUUCAGCAUCUGAAGCCUCAGCCGCGUCGGUGGCGUCGACUCAAUCUGCCUCUGCUGCAUCGGUUGCUUCGGAUGCCUCGGUUGCUUCGACCAUUUCAGCAUCUGAAGCCUCAGCCGCGUCGGUGGCGUCGACUCAAUCUGCCUCUGCUGCAUCGGUUGCUUCGGAUGCCUCGGUUGCUUCGACCAUUUCAGCAUCUGAAGCCUCAGCCGCGUCAGUCGCGUCGACUCAAUCUGCCUCUGCUGCAUCGGUUGCUUCGGAUGCCUCGGUUGCUUCGACCAUUUCAGCAUCUGAAGCCUCAGCCGCGUCAGUCGCGUCGACUCAAUCUGCCUCUGCUGCAUCGGUUGCUUCGGAUGCCUCGGUUGCUUCGACCAUUUCCAGCAUCUGA
Molecule: messenger RNA, 4836 nt
Organism: Capsaspora owczarzaki ATCC 30864
Lineage: Eukaryota; Filasterea; Ministeriida; Capsasporidae
Exons: 1
Coding region: 1-4836 (1611 amino acids)
Cellular component (GO): membrane
Source: RefSeq, a predicted model, not a curated record